Molecule: messenger RNA, 684 nt
Organism: Schistocerca serialis cubense
Lineage: Eukaryota; Metazoa; Arthropoda; Insecta; Orthoptera; Acrididae
Product: protein FAM200A-like
Exons: 1
Coding region: 1-684 (227 amino acids)
Source: RefSeq, a predicted model, not a curated record
AUGAGUGAGCAAGAAAAAUCGGCAGAAGCAGCGUUACGUGUGUGUACACUUAGUAAACACCAAAAACCAUUUUCAAAUUCUGAAAUAAUGAAUGAAUGCAUGUUGGAAGUAGCCUCGGAACUUUUUGAAGAAAAAAAGGAUGUUGUCGCUGUAAUUCAAAGUAUUCCAAUGUCGGCAAGAAGUAAUACAAGAAGAACGGAUAUUUUAGCUACUGAUAUUAAAAGCAUUCUGCUUCAACUUUUGGAAAAUACACCAUUCUUCGCCAUUGCACUUGACGAAUCAUGUGACAUUGUUGAUGAUGAACAAAUAUCUAUUUUCGUGAGAUUUUUCGACAUUGAAAAUAAGAUAUUCAGGGAAGAAUUGCUCGCAAUAUUGCCUCUGAAAGGUAACACUCGAGGAGAAGAUUUAUUCAAAGCUAUUGACGAAUUUAUUAAUAAUUCCUACAUUUGUUAUGAUAAAAUAGUGUCGCUUUCAACUGACGGCGCCCCAGCGGUGAUUGACAAAGGAAAAGGUACAGUAAAGAAAAUCAGGGAUAUGAAUCCGGGUCUAAUAUCGUAUCAGUGUAUGAUUCAUAAGACUGCCCUUUGUGGAAAACUCAGUGCUACACUGAAAGAAGUAAUGAACAGCUUGGUGCAGUUCAUUAAUUUUAUGAGAUCUCAUUCUUCUCCGAUGCCGAAAGUUUGA